GCCGUGGUCACCACCCAGAGCUCCGAGGCACUGCUGGGCCAGCCCACCCCCACAGGGCAGUUUUUUGUGAUGAUGUCACCACAGGAGGUGCUCCCGGGGGGAGCCCAGCGCUCCAUCGCCCCCCGCGCCCACCCCUACUCCCCGAAGUCGGAGGCUCCCCGAGCCACGCGGGACGAGAAGCGCCGGGCACAGCACAACGAAGUGGAGCGCCGGCGCCGGGACAAGAUCAACAACUGGAUCGUGCAGCUGUCCAAGAUCAUCCCCGACUGCUCCAUGGAAAACACCAAAUCCGGACAGAGCAAGGGCGGGAUCCUGUCCAAGGCCUGCGAUUACAUCCAGGAGCUGCGGCAGAGCAACCUGCGGCUGAGCGAGGAACUGCAGGGCCUGGACCAGCUGCAGAUGGACAACGAGGUCCUGCGCCAGCAGGUGGGAUACUGGGAGCACUGGGAGGGACUGGGAAUGGGAUUGGGGUCACUGGGAUGGGACUGGGAUCGAUGGGAUGGGACUGGGGCGGGCUAG
Molecule: messenger RNA, 519 nt
Organism: Sturnus vulgaris (Common starling)
Lineage: Eukaryota; Metazoa; Chordata; Aves; Passeriformes; Sturnidae
Source: RefSeq, a predicted model, not a curated record